Messenger RNA from Naumovozyma dairenensis CBS 421, 675 nucleotides. It is a transcript of the gene IRC21, whose product is annotated as Irc21p. The coding region runs from base 1 to 675 and encodes 224 amino acids. The record is from RefSeq and is a predicted model, not a curated record. NCBI's taxonomy places the organism in Eukaryota, Fungi, Ascomycota, Saccharomycetes, Saccharomycetales, Saccharomycetaceae. Gene Ontology annotation, molecular function: heme binding. The transcript has a single exon.
AUGGAUAGUAAGAAAGAUUUCAAAACGCCUAAGAUAUCAUUCCAAAUACCUACUGUCACUACUACGACUACAGCCGCCAAUGGAAAUGACAAAUCGAAUAAGCUCCAGCAAAAUAGGAAUGAUCUGGAUCCAAGGGUCAAUAAAAGAGUAAUGAUUCAAUCUGGAUGUAGUACGUUAGGCUCUAAUGUUGCCGAUAGUGACGAUGAUAAGAAUAAUAAUAAGAAGAAGAUACGAAAUAAGGUUAGGUUAAAACCAGGGCAUUCUGCGUUAGAUUGGUAUAAAUUAACCAACGAGGUUGGUAUCCAAGGGAAAUUGAUCACUGGAUUAGAUUCCUUAAUUAAAGAUGAGGACUUUUUGAAGUUAAAUAACCCUAAUGCCGGUAAUUUUAAAUGCUUUAUGUUCGGUGUACCAACUUUUAAAUUGAAACCUUAUCUCCGAUUUAAUCAUAAAAUUUUACAAAAACAUGUGAGUGAAGAUGAUUGCUGGACCGUUCAUAAUGGCAAAGUUUAUUGUAUGACAUAUUAUUUACAUUUCCAUCCUGGUGGUGCUGAUAUACUUCUCGAGGAGGCAGCGGGGAAAGAUUGCACGAGAUUAUUUAAUGAAUAUCAUCCAUGGGUUAAUGUUGAAAAACUAUUUGAAACUUGCCUAAUAGGAGCCUAUGUAAGUGAACCAUAA